Molecule: messenger RNA, 4431 nt
Organism: Gadus chalcogrammus (walleye pollock)
Lineage: Eukaryota; Metazoa; Chordata; Actinopteri; Gadiformes; Gadidae
Gene: lrrc8c
Product: leucine rich repeat containing 8 VRAC subunit C
Exons: 4
Coding region: 701-3082 (793 amino acids)
Molecular function (GO): protein binding
Source: RefSeq, a predicted model, not a curated record
UCACCUUUCAUUACCGCAGCGCCGGCUACUUUGUGUCUUAAACGACGUCGCUUUUCCGAAGGUAAGACGCGCGGCUGGAUUCCUCCGCAGUAAGAGCCUAGCGCUAUGCUCUCCCCUCUGAUGGGAAGCCAACUAUGACACUGUAUUCGUAUUUACAGCGGACACACUGAGGGUCCGAAAUAUAGGAUGAUUACAAUGUUAAAGCCACACGGUCUGCGUGAGAUUCAUUUUAGAGGGCGAUGGCACUUUUACCUUGAAGCGAUCCUCCCGUUACAUUCAGGGGGACGUGAGAGGGGGACGCUGGAUGAACGGGUGUCAUUCUCCCCCCCAUCACAAACUCACUCGCUUUAUUGUAUGCGUACCCCAUUUUUUGGGUCGACUUAAAACGGUACAAGCUCAUUGGCAAGUCAUGGGCCCCGAUUAAAUGAUUUGUUCGGCGAGGUUCUGAUCGGUAACCUUGAUGUUACACACGCUUUGUUAAAUCCCUGAUGGGUGUGAACCAAACGAAGAGGCAGGAGGCUGUUUUUGGAUAUCUGAGAUUCGCAACAUUUCCUGACAGGAAGACCCGCUGCCCUGCCUACUGUCCGUCCGGCCCGCUGUCUGUCCGUCCGGUGGAAAGAAAGCCUUUCUGCCUCCCAAUGUCCAGAACGUUUAAUCCAAGCGGAGAAACAGACAAUCGUUUCCAUACGAUAGAGGCGCUAUGAUUCCCGUAACGGAAUUCCGACAGUUCUCGGAGCAGCAGCCGGCGUUCCGCGUUCUGAAGCCGUGGUGGGACGUGUUCACGGACUACCUCUCCGUCGUCAUGCUCAUGAUCGGAGUGUUCGGCUGCACGCUACAGGUCAUGCAGGAUAAGAUCAUCUGCCUGCCCCAGAGGACCGCGGCCUCCAACCAGACGGCAGCGCUGCCCAACCGGACGGAGCCGGAGGACGUGUCCCUGCUGGCCUACCAGGAGAUGACGGGGCUGAAGACAGACCUGGACCUGCAGCAGUACAGCUUCAUCAACCAGAUGUGCUACGAGAAGGCGCUGCACUGGUACGCCAAGUAUUUCCCCUACCUGGUGCUCAUCCACACGGUCAUCUUCAUGGUCUGCAGCAACUUCUGGUUCAAGUUCCCUGGCUCCAGCUCCAAGAUAGAACACUUCAUCUCCAUCCUGGGGAAGUGCUUCGACUCCCCGUGGACCACCAGAGCCCUGUCCGAGGUGUCCGGUGAGAACCCGGAGGAGAAGGACCACCAGAAGCUGAGCGCCAGCCGCUGCAGCAUCAGCGUGGCUCCGGAGGAGAAGGUCACCCUGGAGAAGACCCAGUCCCUGCGCUCCAUCCCCGAGAAAAUCGUGGUGGACAAGCCCACCGCCAGCGCCAUGGACAAGAAGGAGGGCGAGCAGGCCAAGGCGCUCUUCGAGAAGGUCAAGAAGUUCCGUUUGCACGUGGAGGAGGGGGACAUCCUGUACAUCAUGUACGUCCGCCAGACCGUGGUCAAGGUCUUCAAGUUCCUCCUCAUCCUGGCCUACAACAGCAUCCUGGUGUCGGAGGUCCAGAUCACGGUCAAGUGCCACGUGGACAUCCAAGACAUGACGGGCUACGCGGACUUCUCCUGCAACCACACCAUGGCGCACCUGUUCUCCAAGCUGUCCUACUGCUACCUGUGCUUCGUGGCCGUCUACGGCCUCACCAGCCUCUACACCUCCUACUGGCUCUUCUACCGCUCCCUCAAGGAGUACUCCUUCGAGUACGUGCGCCAAGAGACGGGCAUCGACGACAUCCCCGACGUCAAGAACGACUUCGCCUUCAUGCUGCACAUGAUCGACCAGUACGACCCGCUGUACUCCAAGCGCUUCGCCGUGUUCCUGUCGGAGGUGAGCGAGAACAAGCUGAAGCAGCUCAACCUCAACCACGAGUGGACGGCGGAGAAGCUGCGCCAGCGGCUGGUGACCAACGCCCACAACCGUCUGGAGCUGCAGCUCUUCAUGCUCUCCGGUUUGCCCGACACCAUCUUCGAGGUGACCGAGCUGCAGUCGCUCAAGCUGGAGAUCCUCUACAACGUCACCAUGCCCGCCUCGGUCUCCAAGCUGGAGGACCUCCAGGAGCUGUCGCUAUACCAGUGCUGCCUGAAGCUGCACACCACCGCCACCUCCUUCCUCAAGGAGAACCUCAAGGUGCUCCGGGUGAAGUUUGACGACAGCAGGGAGCUGCCCGGCUGGCUGUACGGCCUGCGCAGCCUGGAGGAGCUCUACCUCACGGGCUCGCUGAGCUCCGACGUCUCCAAGAACGUGGUGCUGGAGUCGCUGCGCGAGCUCAAGUGUCUGAAGGCGCUGACGCUGAAGAGCAACCUGGCCAAGAUCCCCCAGUCCAUCGUGGACGUGUCCAGCCACCUGCUGCGGCUGUACCUGUACAACGACGGCACGCGGCUGGUCAUGCUCAACAACCUGAAGAAGAUGGUCAACCUCACGGAGCUGGAGUUGGUGCGCUGUGACCUGGAGCGCAUUCCCCACGCCAUCUUCAGCCUGUCCAACCUGCAGGGGCUGGACCUGAAGGAGAACAACCUGCGCAGCGUCGAGGAGAUCGUCAGCUUCCAGCACCUGCGCAAGCUCACCUGCCUGAAGCUGUGGUACAACAGCAUUACGUACAUCCCCGAGCACAUCAAGAAGCUGGGCAGCCUGGAGCGCCUCUACUUCAGCCACAACAAGAUCGAGGUGCUGCCCUCGCACCUCUUCCUGUGCAACAAGCUGCGCUGCCUGGACCUGUCCAACAACGACAUCCGCUUCAUUCCCCCGGAGAUCGGCGUGCUCCAGAGCCUGCUCUACUUCUCCGUCAACUGCAACAAGAUCGAGAACCUCCCCGACGAGCUCUUCUUCUGCAAGAAGCUGAAGACGCUGAAGCUGGGCAACAACGCGCUGUCCCUGCUCUCGCCCAAGGUGGCCUACCUGGCGCUGCUCGCGCACCUGGAGCUGAAGGGGAACCACUUCGAGGCGCUGCCCGCCGAGCUGGGCGGCUGCCGCGCGCUGAAGCGCAGCGGGCUGCAGGUGGAGGACACGCUGUUCGAGACCCUGCCCUCCGAGGUCCGGGCCCAGAUGAAGACGGAGUGAGCCGGCGUGCCUUACGCCCCCUGACCCCAAGUGCCGGCUCCCCCGUCCGUGGGUCUGUCCGUCUCCCGGAGGUCAUACUUAGUACCCUGCUGCGUGUGAGUAUGACCGGAGCCAUACCAUGAGUUAUGUUGUGCUACGAUGUCAUUCUAUGACGUCCUGCUCCAUAUCAGUGUUGUGUCAUACGACUAGUGUGACGUCCUACUAUGACUAAUAUAACAUGCUUUAUAUUAGCGUGAUGUUGUGUGACAUAUGGCUAUUUGUCAGUGUGAUGUCAUACCAUGUAUCGGUGAUGCCAUGCUAUGACGUCAUCCUAUGACAUGAGGCUUUAUAUCAGUAUUAUGACAUACUGCUCUUCAUCAGUGUGGUGCGGAAGAUGAACACUCUUGUUAUUUGGUGACUGCUGGGUUGACGAUGAGUUUGUAUUUCUGGGACCAGGCUGACAUGGAUCUAUGUUUCUAUGAUGGCUGAACCCUCAAGGAACCAGGACAGACUCCUGUAGUGACCAAACACACACGCCCUAGUCCCUAACGAGCUGUUCCUACCCGCUCCCUAACGAGCUGUUCCUACCCGCUCCUUAACGAGCUGUUCCUACCCGCUCCCUAACGAGCUCUUCCUACCCACUCCUUAACGAGCUGUUCCUACCCUCUCCUUAACGAGCUGUUCCUACCUGCUCCUUAACGAGCUAUUCCUACCUGCUCCUUAACGAUCUGUUCCUACCUGCUCCUUAACGAGCUGUUCCUACCUGCUGCUUAACGAGCUAUUCCUUCAUCUAUCUGUAAUCACCUUUUGUCACUUUGGAUAAAACGUCUCACUAAAGUUAAGAAGCUCAUGGCAGAUUUGAUGCUUUGGGACGACAACAGACAUGAACAGCACUGAGGAGAUCAGCACAAGGACGCCUGCUGUUCGCUGUACAGGACCUACGUAGGCAGGAGUAAAGAUUGUUUGGGUUGUUGUAAAGUUUCUUUGUUAACCAUCCUAUAAACAGAACCACGUAGGCCUUGUCCUUUAAGUAAGAGAAAGCUUCCCUUAAAGUAGCUUGAGACUUGAGAAACGUAAGGUCCAGUCAGAGACGAUCAGGGUAACUCAUAACGUACCUCAUGAUGCUAGUGUGGGAUCAGCUAGCGUUUCCUACCAUUCGCGACAGUGUCAUGGAAAUGUUGUUCUGUUCUAGGAAGCUAAUAUUUAUGGCGCUAGCCAUCCAAAGGGAAUGUUAUGCUGUUAUUAUGCAAUUAUCAUUUGGUUCAUGAAUUAUACACACACGCGCCUGAACUUGAGGAAAAUGUAUUUUUAUAAGCAAUUUUGUCAUGUUAGAUAAUAAAAAAAAUAGUUGGUUUAAUUAUAGUUCGAAU